Molecule: messenger RNA, 1829 nt
Organism: Gekko japonicus
Lineage: Eukaryota; Metazoa; Chordata; Lepidosauria; Squamata; Gekkonidae
Gene: ORAI2
Product: ORAI calcium release-activated calcium modulator 2
Exons: 3
Coding region: 30-803 (257 amino acids)
Biological process (GO): store-operated calcium entry
Cellular component (GO): membrane
Molecular function (GO): store-operated calcium channel activity
Source: RefSeq, a predicted model, not a curated record
UGCUCCUGCUGGCGGGCUUAUCAUUCACCAUGAGUACUGAGCUGAAUGUUCCUGUAGACCCUCCUGCCUCUUCCUGCUGUUCUGAGCCUGCUGCCAAAGGUAUGGACUACCGGGACUGGGUCCGUCGCAGCUACCUGGAACUGGUUACUUCCAAUCACCAUUCCGUUCAGGCUCUCUCAUGGCGGAAAUUGUACCUGAGUCGAGCCAAACUGAAAGCUUCCAGCAGGACCUCUGCUUUGCUCUCUGGAUUUGCCAUGGUGGCCAUGGUUGAAGUCCAGCUAGAGAUGCAGUACCAGUACCCUCAGAUGCUGCUGAUCGCCUUCAGUGCCUGCACCACCAUUUUGGUCGCCGUCCACCUCUUUGCCCUCCUCAUCAGCACUUGCAUCCUGCCCAAUGUGGAAGCGGUAAGUAACAUCCACAACCUGAACUCCAUCAGCGAGUCCCCCCACGAGCGCAUGCAUCUUUACAUCGAGUUGGCGUGGGGCUUCUCCACCGUCCUGGGGAUCCUCCUCUUCCUUGCUGAGGUCGUUCUCCUUUGCUGGAUCAAAUUCCUGCCGGUGGACGCUGUUUUGAAAAAUGACACUGCCGUUGUCCAAAAGCCGAGGAGCCAUACGGGCUGGCAGGCGGCCUUCAUCUCCACCAUGAUCAUGGUCCCCGUGGGGAUCAUCUUUGUUGUCUUCACCAUCCACUUCUACCGGUCGCUUGUCCGCCAUAAGACGGAACGUCACAACCGAGAGAUUGAAGAACUCCACAAACUGAAAGUGCAGCUAGAUGGGCAUGACAGGGGACUGCAGGUUGUGUGAUGGACAGACACGUCUACCUGCCUGGCUGGAUGCUCAGCAGAGUUUUAUCAUAACAGGAAUGAAUGAAAACAGAUGCAGAGUGCCCCUCAAGACCUAUAACUCUCAGUCGCCAGUCACGUCCUGUUUGAUGGCUUUUUGUAGGUCUGGACGAUCCACCUUCUCUGGUCUUUUAUGUCUGCAAAACACUGCCAGGUUGCUAAAGCUGAAGGUGUCAUCUGCAUCCACAUGGUUAUCUGAAGAUGGGCUUGCCCUUUUGAUUCCCAAAUUGUUAAAACAGAUUAGACUGUCCUUUACAAUUGAUUUCACUUUAGUACAGUAGGGUGAGUGUUUUGGGGUGUUGCUUUUUCUUUUUCUUUUGGUGGAGGGGGCAGAACGAGGAAAGAACCCCAUGCCGUCCAGAGCUUACACAUUGGCAGUGAGUUCACACGCUUUUUCAGAGAUGAAUUGUCAGACAGCAGUGUGUGCACUCAUCCUAUGGAAAUCUGCCAAAGCCCAUGAAAUAUAGUCACUUGGCAUCUUUUAUAAGGGGGUUCACUUGGAAUAAUGAUGGGGAUGAACAUUAUAGCAAUUUGUGCAAGCUUGUUCUUCUUCCAUUCAUUUUGUUAUUGUGCUUGUUCCAUACAGUCUCGGUAAGGGCAGCCUUCCCUAUCCUGUUGAAUAAUUCACUGAGAAGGGAAAGAAAAUCUUGGGGGGUCAAGAAGCUCCAGCGCUGUUGAGUAUUUAGAGCUUCUGUGUAUCCUUGGAAAGGCCGGAGAUAGCCUAGUUAGAAAAAGAGGAGAGGAUUUUAAGGAGCGAUGUGUAGAAUUUUACUAGAAAAGACUCACUUUCGGGCAUGAUAACCAAAGUCUGUGCACUAGCAAGGAACAAGGACCCUACGGACUAGCAAGAAAGGCAUCUAGAACAGGCACAUCCUGAUUACAGGGACAGCCCUGUGGCACAGUCCGUGGCACUGCAGAAGAUUGGAUCGAGGAGAUCCACACUAAAUGAGCCAAUACCUCUAAGAUGAAAACAGCUGCCAUUAUCUGC